GAGAAAGAAAAGUGAUUUAGGCGGUUGGCGAGGGGAUGUGUGCGAGGUGCGGAAUAUGCAGAUUCCUGUAAAAGGAAAAGGAUAAUUGAUGUGCACGGUGGUUUAUCGGGUCGUUAAACCCUCUUAUAUUGUAAAACCCUAAUUCACACAUCAUAUGUUAAUGUAUUCUAAGGUACAUUCAUCGAACGGAACUGCUGUCGAAACUGAGCUUCCCGCCACUGCCGCUGUAGAAACAGAGCAGACGGUGGAAGCGCAAGCGGAGCCAGUAGCUGAUCAUUCAACACGUACGGAUUUUGCUCCGGCUACGACGAUACAUGAGAAGGUACAUUCACCAAUGGCUUCUAAGAUACAUCCAGGGAACGGGACCGCAGCCGGAUCCCCUGAAACCGAGAUUCCCGCCACCGCCGUGGAAGUGGCCCCGGAGAAGGAGGUGAAACCAACAGCUGAUCGCCCAGCUCCGGCUGCGGAAACGACAGUUCCUAAGAAGGAAGAUUGCCUGUUUCGUGUUAUAGUGCCCGCGCUUAAAGCUAAGAGUAUAACUGGACGGAAUGGAAAUCUCAUCAAGAAGAUGUGCGAAGAGACUAAAGCUCACAUUAUUGUAUUGGAAGGACCUGUUUGGCAUCCUGACCGCAUUGUCCUAAUAUCUGGCAAGGAAGAAAUAGAGGCACCCUUGUCGCCUGCAAUGGAUGCUGUGAUAAGAGUAUUCAAAGUUGUUAAUGGGUUUCCAGAAAAUGAGAGUGAUGGUUUAGCAUCCAUUCCAUUUUCCUCAAUUCGACUACUGUUAACAUCAAUGCAAGCCACGAGUCUGAUUGGGAAUCAAGGAUCCUCAGUCAAUACAAUACAACAGAACAUAGGUUGUUCUGUUCGUAUCCUACCUAGUGAUGAAGUGUCAACAUUAUCUGCCAACUCAGAUGAUAGAGUUGUCGAUUUAAAGGGAGAAGGUCUCAAGGUUCUGCAAGCUUUAGAAGCUGUUCUCAAACACCUGCGCAUGUUUUUGGUUGAUCAUAGCAUCCCUCCUCUCUUUAUAGCGACCCACAAUGCCACAUCCACACUAGAAAAACAUCAAGUGCUGACUCAGGUUACUCAAAAGAUAGCGAUAUCAAUACGUAAAGUGGUAGAUAUCAUUGGCAUUGGAGGGAUGAAUAUUGCAAAUAUUGGUCUUAGGAGUGGUGCAAUUCUUACAGUUCAGGAGAGAAAAGGUUUACACAAGGAAAUUGCAGUUGUAAUAAAAGGGACCCACUCACAAGUUAAGACUGCUGGACAACUUUUACAUAUUCAGGUCAAGAGUGUAAAGGACCGAGAUAGACCAGCAGUCCUCAACAAGCGGAAUUCUCACCCGCAAGUCGGAAUCACAGCCGCUACUAAAACACCCGUGGAAGUGGAACCACAGAAAGAAGUACCACCAGAGUUGCCUCAAGUACAACCUGCAAGUCACCAAUUGCUGCCACCAGGUACGGAAAGAAACAAAGAAUCAAAACAAACUAUGGUUCGAUGGAAUGUAAACAUAGUUAAAACAUUUCUUGAUGCGUGUAUUCACGAGAUCACCAUCAAUGGCUGGGAAAAUGGUGGUUUAAAAGCAGUGUCAUGGAAGAAAGUCGGGGAGAUGCUCAAAGCUACACAUAACUUUUCUGUUGAUCAUAUACAAAUGAUUAAUUAUUUUUAUGGUCUCAAGAGGAAGUACACAGCAUGGGUAUCACUAAAAAUCAAAACCCCCAACAUUUAUAAUCCGUCCACUAACACGUUUAAUUUGACGGACAAAGAAUGGGAGACUGAAAUCAAGAAAAAUAAAUGCAUAGAAACAUUGAGAAAGGCUCCCCUACGGUUUCCGGAUCUUUGUGCACAACUUUUUGACGGUGCUAUAUCCACGGGCUUUUUUCAAACCGGCCCAUCAGGUGAACCUCAAGCAACGGUACCUGUCAUUCCACCAUCAUCCGGAUCCGAAACAUCACCGCUGUUAGCCGCUACUGAAAUACCACAGGAAGAACCGAUGGUGUGUAGCUCUUUGGCUAAAGUACCAUCAGAGUUGCCUCAAGUACAACCUGCAAGUGAAUCCAAGGCAGUAGAGGUACCACCAGAAUUGCCUCACGUACAACUUGCAAGUGCACUUGAGUCAAUAGAGACUAAAGCUGAGGGACCCGUGGUGCCUGUUUCUACUGGUGAUUCGAAUGUGGUUGAGGAGGCAAUGAAGAUGGAACCCCUGUUGCUGUCACUGCCACCCCAAGUCACUGCCACCCAAUCAGGUGUGGAAAGUAUCAAUGAACCAAAACGAAGUAGGGUUUAUUGGAACAUAAACGUAGUUAAAACAUUUCUUGAUGCAUGUAUUCAUGAGAUCACCAUCAAUGGCCAAGAAAAUGGUAGUUUAAAAGCAAUGUCAUGGAAGAAAGUCGGGGAAAUACUUAAAGCUAGACAUAACUUUUCUGCUGAUAGUAAACAAAUGAAAAACUAUUUUGAUGGCCUCAAGAUCAAGUACAGAGCUUGGCUCAUACUCAAAAGCAAGAUCCACAAUGGUUAUGAUCUGUCCAUCAACAUGUUUAAUCUGACAGACAAUGAAUGGGAGACUGAAAUCAAGAAAAAUAAGUGCAUAGAAGCAUUGAGGGAUGCACCCCUACCGUUUCCAGAUCUUUGUGCACAAGUUUUUGGAUCCAUGGGCAUUGGAAGUCGGGGACUGAGUUUUUCUCAACAUAUACCAGAGACCAACAUCCAAAAGGACACCAUGUCUUUAGCAUCUCCAUCCUCAUCCAUUAUUAUUAAAAACAAACAAAAAGAUUCACAGUUUUCUUCAUCUGGGCUUCCGUGUUUUGGAUUUUAUCCGGAGUUAUCUACAAAAUGUCCUACUGUUCCUUUUGUAACUCAGGCCAAUACUGCAGCUGAUGGGGCUUUUUCAGACCUGACCACACCAUCAUCUUCUUUGCUUGGAUUUGCAUUUGCAUCUUCUUCCAUUCCAUCACCCACUAUUGGUUUCAGUGCAGCAUCGUUGUUUAGUGGAUCUGGUUUGUUUGGAUCCACCUCCACCUCCACCUCCUCCUCUCGUUCUAGUGCUACAAGUUUAUUUGGUUUGCCUUAUACUUUUGGAAGUAGUAGCAUUUUUGGGGCUUCUUCAACUUCACCUUCGAUUUGGAAUGCAACUACUGGGGUUAGUUCGUCUUUUUCUACAAGCUACUUUGGAUUAUCAUCACCAACUACAAUGAAUACUGCUACUAAGACUUUGUCACUCCCUUCAUUUGGUGUAACAAGUUCAUCUAUUGCUACAACUGCUGCUACUGCAUUUGGUGUAACAUCUUUGUCUAUUGCUACAACAUCUUCGCCAUUUUCUGUUCCAUCACCCACUUUUGGUUUCAGCUCUAGUUCUACUUCCAGAGGUGCAACUUUAUUCAGUUCGACUUCUACUUUUGGAACUAGUAGCAAUUUUGGGGCUUCCAUUUCGACCACAUCUACUGUGGUUAGUUGGCCUUUUUCUUCAGGUUUAUUUGGAUCAUCAUCACCAAAUCCCAUUUUUACGGCAGCAACUACAACGAAUACUGCUAGUAAGACUCUGUUAUUCCCAGCAUUUGGAGUAACAUCUUCAUCUAUUACUACAACUGCUACUGGAUCUGUUCCUCAAUUCGCAAACCCUACUACUACUACUACUGGAACAUCAAGUUCCUUUUUGGGGUCUAAAACUGUAGCUGCUACUACACCACAAUCUACAGCUGCUUCAUCUUUGUGUGCUACUGGUACGGAAAGUAACAAGGAAUCAAAACAAAAUAUGGUUUAUUGGAAUGUAAACAUAGUUAAAACAUUUCUUGAUGCAUGCAUUCACGAAAUCACCAUCAACGGUUGGGAUGGUUGUAAUUUAACUUUAAAACCAAUGUCAUGGAAGAAAGUUGGGGAGAUGCUUAAAGCUAGACAUAACUUUUCUGUUGAUACUAAACAAAUGAAUAACUAUUUUGAUGGACUCAAGACCAAGUACAUAGCAUGGGUAUCACUAAGAAACAAGGCUGGCAACAAAUAUGAUCCAUCCACCAACAUGUUUAAUUUGACGGACAAGGAAUGGAAGACUGAAUUGAUGAAAAAUAAGUGCAUAGGAACAUUGAGGGAUGCACCCCUACCUUUUCCAGAUCUUUGUGCACAACUUUUUUACGGUGCUUUAUCUGCGGGUUAUUUUCAAACCGGUGUUGACCAGGUUUUGACUGGACCGGCCUUUCACCCUAAGAAGUGCCACUGUAAGGUUGCUGGAGGCCCAUCAGGUGAAGCAUCCCUUGAACAACAAGUACCUCUCGUUCUGCCAUCAGCCCCACAGAAAGAAGCGAUGGUUGAAGUACCACCAGAAUUGCCUCAAGUACAACCUGCAACUGCGUCUGUGACAAUAGAGACUAAAAGGACAAUGUCAGUUUUUGAAGAAGAAAUAUUGGGUGUCUUGAAGAUGAUAGCUGAAAAGAUGAACAAACCUGAACCACCUUCAAAACCGACAUUUGAAGCUUGUGAAAAGAAGUUGAACCAGCUCGGUUGGCGCAAAGAUGAUCCACUACAUGAAGUUGCAUAUGCAAUUUUUUGUGAGGAAAACGAUAAGUAUAGGGAAUUAUGGAUGAAGUUAGACCCAAAAAGGUGUGCUAAUUGGGUUAGAAUGAUUGGACGUAGUAAAAACUUCCUUUAGUAGUUAAGUUUGAUGGGUUUUAUUUUACGGUAUAGUUUGUUGCUGGGAUUGUAUAAAUGUGAAUAUCAAUUGGUAUAUAUAGCCAUUUUCUUAAAACUUCAAAACAAUACCACUUUAUUAAAUGGAUCCACCAUUUUGGUUGGUAUUUUAGUGA
Messenger RNA from Lactuca sativa (garden lettuce), 4787 nucleotides. RefSeq lists its product as uncharacterized. Gene Ontology annotation, molecular function: RNA binding. The record is from RefSeq and is a predicted model, not a curated record. Lineage: Eukaryota; Viridiplantae; Streptophyta; Magnoliopsida; Asterales; Asteraceae.